UGUCAAUCUGUUUUUUCCUCUGUUCUCAACAAUAUCUACUAUUUUCAUAAUAGAUUCUAUCCGUAGCGACGCGCAUGGCGUUGCUAUAGCCAAAACUAUAGAGAGACAAACAGGGAGGAACCACGAGAAGCGAUAUCCAUGGCAAAUGCACACGCAUUAGAGGAAGAGGAAGAAGAAGGAGAGGGACACGAAGCGGUGGAGGAAAUCCAACGCGUCAUUGAAUCGGUUGCGCAAUUCGGACAGUAUAGAAAGACACAGAGAAAAGAAUGUCACAACUUGGUGCGGCGGUUCAAACUCAUGCUGCCUAUCGUGGAAGAGCUCCGAGAUAUUCCGGAGCCCUUCCACGAAAACGGCAUCGUUUGGUUGAAGAAACUUAGGGAUGCACUCUUGUUUGCCAAGGAACUCUUGAGGUUAUGUAGCCAAGGAAGCAAAAUUCUCCUUGCAAUGGAGACGGAGGCAUAUAUGAUAAAAUUUCAAGGUGUUUAUGAGAAAUUGAGUCAAGCAUUUGAAGAUGUGCCUUGUGAGGAAUUAGGAAUCUCAGAUGAAGUCAGAGAACAGAUUGAGCUAAUGCACACUCAGCUCAAGCGGGCGAGGAGGAGGACGGAUACACAGGACAUGGAGCUUGCAAUGGAUAUGAUGGUGGUGUUAUCCGGCGAUGAGCAACGGAGCGCCGACAGUGCCAUCAUUGAGAGGCUAGCAAAGAAAUUAGAGCUUCAAAGGGUUGAGGAUCUUAAGAUAGAAACCUUGGCGAUCAAGCAACUGGCUGAUGAAAGAAAAGGGCAACAAGUAGAUAGCACCAAGAAAAUAAUUGGCCUCCUUAACAAGUUGAAGAGAAUUGCUGGCAUGGAAGAAACAAGUGUUCUUGAUGAUCCUGUCCUGCCUAGGGUGCUUGUGAAGAGCAUAUCUUUGGUUAUUCCUCAUGAGUUUCUUUGUCCUAUAACCCUUGAAAUCAUGACAGAUCCUGUUAUUAUUGCAAGUGGACAGACAUAUGAAAGGGAAAGCAUAGUGAAAUGGUUUGAAUCCAAACAUAAUACCUGUCCAAAGACAAGGCAAACCCUUGAUCACUUGCAACUAGCACCAAAUUGUGCCUUAAAGAGCAUAAUUGAAGAAUGGUGUGAGAAAAACCACUUCAAACUACCAAAGAAGUUCAAAUUCAUUCGAAUGCUGUCGAAAGAAAGCCCCGAGAAUCGGAUCUUGAUUGCUGAGCAUGGAGGAAUACCACCAUUGAUACAAAUCUUAUCUUAUCCGGAUUCAAAGAUUCAAGAACAUGCUGUGACAGCAUUGUUGAAUCUUUCAAUUGAUGAGAAGAACAAGAGGCUAAUAUCAAAAGAAGGUGCUAUUCCAGCAAUCAUAGAGGUUUUGGAGAAUGGUAGCAUUGUUGCUAAGGAAAAUUCAGCAGCAUGUUUGUUUAGUCUCUCAAUGCUUGAUGAGAACAAAGAACUUGUGGGAUUGUCAAAUGGGAUUCCACCAUUGGUGAAACUUUUGAGGAAUGGAACAGUUAGAGGGAAAAAAGAUGCUAUUACAGCACUUUUUAAUUUGUCCCUUAACCAUGCAAAUAAAAGCAGGGCGAUUAGUGCUGGUAUUGUCGCACCUUUGCUUCAGUUGCUUAAGGACACAAAAACAAACAUGAUUGACGAGGCUCUAUCCAUUCUGUUACUGCUCUCCUCGAUUUCCGAGGGGAGACAGGAGAUUGGACAGCUGUCAUUUAUCGAGACACUUGUUGAGUUCAUUAAGGAUGGGACCCCCAAGAACAAGGAGUGUGCUGCUUCUGUGCUCCUGGAGUUGUGUACAAAUAACUACUCUUAUAUACUUGCAGCACUUCAGUAUGGAGUUUAUGAGCAUUUGAUUCAGAUCAAAGGGAGUGGAACAAAUAGAGCACAGAGGAAAGCAAAUGCUCUCUUAGAUCUUAUAAGUAGGAGUGAGCAAAUUUAGUUUCAUCUUUGCUUUCUCCAUUAUUGUAGGUUUUUUUCCCCUUUAAUCAUUGUAAAAUUGUAAAUUAACCAACUAUUGCCACCUACUUU
Arachis duranensis is the source of this 2021-nucleotide messenger RNA. Its product is annotated as U-box domain-containing protein 15-like. The record is from RefSeq and is a predicted model, not a curated record. Gene Ontology annotation, cellular component: cytoplasm; nucleus. Gene Ontology annotation, molecular function: ubiquitin-protein transferase activity; protein binding. Gene Ontology annotation, biological process: cell surface receptor signaling pathway; protein ubiquitination. Lineage: Eukaryota; Viridiplantae; Streptophyta; Magnoliopsida; Fabales; Fabaceae.